AACGGGUCCUCACUCAUCAAUUUCCUUCCGUUUACAACGCAAAAUGUCGGGAGAGGUUUAUUUGCUAUGGCUUCUUUCUCUCAUACAAACGCUUUCGGCAUAUGGAGCCGACUUGUCCUCAGAGGCAUGCAGGGAACUGGGCUUCUCCAGCAACCUCCUGUGUAGCUCCUGUGACUUACUAGGGGAGUUCAGCCUGAGCCAGAUCCAACCUGUCUGCAGACAAUGCUGCCAACAGGAGGCCCAGAUGGAGACCAGGAAGCUUCACCCUGGGGCCAUCUUGGAAGUGUGUGGAUGAAAAUUGGGGAGGUUCCCUCAAGUCCAAGCUUUUGUCAGGUCUGACAAGCCGAAGAUGUUCAAGGGCCUUCAAAUUAAGUAUGUAAGAGGUGCAGACCCUAUACUGAAGCUUUUGGACGAUAACGGGAACAUUGCCGAAGAACUCAGCAUUCUCAAGUGGAACACCGAUAGCGUAGAAGAAUUCCUGAGUGAGAAGUUAGAGGUGUAUGAUACCAAUUUAUAGUGCCCCCCCCCCCCCCCCCCCCCCGCUAUGAAUAUAUGCUCUUUGGAUUUCGUUGUAUAAUUAUAUGUUUAAGGAUUGCACUGUUAGACAUUUCUUUUGUACCUGAAAAAUAUGAACUUUGUCAGUAGAUUUUCAUGUUUAAAUUGUGCCUGCAUGUAAAACGACCAUUUUAUAGAUUUGUAAAGAUAUCAAAAUACUAGUAACUACAAAAUUAUUGGAAUGGGUUAUCCAAAGAGACAGACGUUCACUGCUUUAACUCUUUUAUUUUAAUUUUUUUUUUUGUAUUUGUGAAAGUUGUUUUUCUCCUCCAGUUUGUCAGUUGUCCCUGUAUUUAAAAUAUUGCUAAUGCUAUCAGCUCUGGGGUCUUAGGAUGGGGGAAUCCAAGGGGCUCGCUUCUGGCAAAUGCUUGGUUGAGGCACACAUUAGUGAAGGCCUCACAGUAAACCACAUUCUGGGAUGUGAGACCUGAUGUACAGGUGUGUCUCCAUGGGCAUGUUGCAGUGGAGAGACUCUGGAUUCCCAGCGUUGGAAUGAGGGGAAGUGGAGGAGGAAAAAUGCAACCAUUAAUUAAAUGUCUUUAAUGGUA
Esox lucius (northern pike) is the source of this 1103-nucleotide messenger RNA. It is a transcript of the gene selenof, whose product is annotated as selenoprotein F. NCBI's taxonomy places the organism in Eukaryota, Metazoa, Chordata, Actinopteri, Esociformes, Esocidae. The transcript is spliced from 5 exons. Gene Ontology annotation, cellular component: endoplasmic reticulum lumen. The record is from RefSeq and is a predicted model, not a curated record. Gene Ontology annotation, molecular function: oxidoreductase activity.